Molecule: messenger RNA, 1017 nt
Organism: Gopherus flavomarginatus (Mexican gopher tortoise)
Lineage: Eukaryota; Metazoa; Chordata; Testudines; Testudinidae
Product: olfactory receptor 14A16-like
Exons: 2
Coding region: 1-1017 (338 amino acids)
Biological process (GO): G protein-coupled receptor signaling pathway
Cellular component (GO): membrane
Molecular function (GO): G protein-coupled receptor activity; odorant binding; olfactory receptor activity
Source: RefSeq, a predicted model, not a curated record
AUGCAUGGGGAAAUUUCUGCAAAGACUGCCCCAGCAGGACACAGUGUACUCAGAAGGAAAAUGAGCAACCAAACUUCAAUGACCGAGUUUCUUCUCUUGGGAUUCUCUGGUGUUCGGGAGCUGCAGCUGUUACACUUUGUGGUGUUUCUAGUUCUUUAUCUGGCAGCCCUGAUGGGGAAUAUUCUCAUCAUCACAGUCGUAGCCCUUGACCAUCAUCUUCACAACCCCAUGUACUUCUUCCUCCUCAACUUAUCCUUCAUAGACCUCUGCUACAUCUCUGUCCCCAUUCCUAAAUCCAUGGUCAAUUCACUAACCAACUCCAGGUCAAUUUCUUAUUCUGGGUGCCUCACCCAAGUCUUUCUCUUUCCCUUGUUCGCUGUAGCUGAGCUCAGCUUCCUCACUGUCAUGGCAUACGAUAGAUACGUCGCCAUCUGCCAACCUCUUCAUUAUGAGACUAUAAUGAACAGAAGAGCUUGUGUCCGAAUGGCAGCCAGUGCAUGGCUCAGUAGUAUCCUCAACUCUGCACUACACACUGGGACCACAUUUAGAUUAACCUUCUGUGAAGGGAACGUGGUGGAUCAGUUCUUCUGUGAAAUCCCCCAGCUACUCAAGCUCGCCUACUCUGAGACAUAUCUCAGAGAAUCUGGGGCAAUUGUCUUUAGUGCUUGUUUAUCUUUAAGCUGUUUUGUUUUUAUAAUUGUGUCGUAUGUUCAGAUCUUCACCACGGUGCUGAGAAUCCCCUCUGAGCAGGGCCGGCAUAAAGCCUUCUCCACCUGCCUUCCUCACCUCUUCGUGGUUUCCUUGUUCCUCUGGACUCUUACUGUUGCCUACCUGAAGCCCACCUACAGCUCAACAACAGGCCGAGAUCUCAUGGUGGCUGUUCUCUACUCAGUGGUGCCUCCAAUGAUGAAUCCGAUCAUCUACAGCAUGAGGAACAAGGAGAUCCAAGCUGCCCUGAGGAGACUGAUAGCAGGGAGAUUAUUCACCAUGAAUAUAAAGUCCAUAGUUCUCCCUUGA